AGAAGAGCGAGGGAAACGUUACUGACACGAGGACGUCUGAGAAGAAAAGACGAAUUGUUACAGCAAAGAAAGGAAGAAAACGCUGAAAGCUCCUUAGAAAGAAACCAGAAAAGUUUAAGAAGCGACCAUGGAAAGAACGACAACGCUGGGACGCUUUGCGUGCCUGUGCACCUUACUGCUGGUCUCACUGCAAGUGUCUCAGGCCUCGGUGAAUGUUGCUGUGACACCUGAAGUAGAAGUGAUUAAAGGGAUGACGGUGACCCUGCCCUGCAAAGUCACCGCCCCUGAGCCCAACAAACUGUUCGUGGAGUGGUACAUCGAGAUAGCCGCAACCAGGAAGCGCAUAGCAUUCAGCUCAGGCGGGACCAGCCGGGCCGAGGACGGAACGCCGCUGACGGGUCGUGCCACCAUGGGCGAUGACAUGUCCCUCAUCAUCUCCUCCGUGAGGGCGGACGACGAGCGGAGCUUCUUCUGCCAGGCCAGCGGCGUCGUCGGAUCAAGCGAGGCCAAAACCCAACUCAAGGUCUUCUUUGCACCAGAAAAACCUAUAAUCAAAAGUAAUGACCGCGGCAUAUUGAUCGAUACUGAGGGUGACAGCCCAGCCCCGUCUGAGGUGGGACAGUGUGUUAGCAGGAAUGGGCAUCCACAGCCCCGGAUUAUCUGGUACAACAACUCUGUUCCUUUGCCUGAAGUGCAGAAGGACACUAAUGAGAAGACGUUCAUGCUGCCGUCUGUGCAGAAGGAACCUUCCGGUCUGUUUACAGUCACCAGUACUCUGUUUAUGAGGCCGACCAAGGCGGAUAAGAACACAGUGCUGCAUUGCACUGUGGAAUACAGAAUGCCCAAUGGAAAAAUUUUACAGAACAACUCAGAUACUUUAAAACUCAACCUACUCUAUCCCACGGAACACGUAACCUUCUCUGUUGUCAACACGGAGCCAAUCAAAGAAGGCGAUGAUGUCAUGCUGAAGUGUGAGACUGACGGGAACCCCCAACCCGAGUUUGACUUUUCGAAAGAUGGCGAAUCCCUAACUGGUGCGAUUGGAGGGAAUUUGACUGUGAGGAAAGUGACGCGUGCCGACGCAGGACAGUACAACUGUGAAGCUUUGGAUUUUGAUGCCGGUCCGGAUGUAAAGCUCACUCAAUCUGUCGAUGUGACCGUCCACUACCUGGACCCAGUCAUGAUUGAACCGCAGCAGUCAGUGCAGGUGAAGACGGGUGAGGCAGUGGAGAUGCAGUGCAAGACCAAAUCGUCAGACGACUACACUCUGCAGUGGAAGAAGGAUUCAAAGGUGCUGUCUCAGGCCGGUUCUUUGCAGCUGGAAUCUGUGACUCUAGCUGAUGCGGGCGUGUACCACUGCGUUGGCAUGGUGCCAUCUGUGCCCGGCCUGACAAAAGAAGCCAACAUCACUGUUGUCGUGUCAGGAAAGCCAGAGAUUGAAACUCCAGCAAAUGGAGAAGUUGUGAAAGAGGGUGAUAUGGUAUCGCUCACCUGUUCUGCUAUGGGCUACCCUGCACCUCAGUUUACCUGGAAACCAUCUGGUGAACAGUCGGUGACAUUUGAAGGGAAUAAGAUACACAGCAGGGUGACUCUGAAGGCUACUGCUGAAGUUCUUAAGGAUGGCGUGACUUGUGAGGCAGCCAAUGAACAUGGGGCAGACCUGCAGAAGUUCCAGGUCAACCUCAAAGGUCAGAAUCAUCCGCCUAACAACAAUGACGUUGACAGAGGAAUUCCUGUAUUUAAAACAGCGGACAAACAGCAAGGGGGCUCCAGCGGAGUGGUCAUCGCUGUGGUAGUCUGUGUUCUCCUGCUUCUGCUGCUGGUGGCCGCUCUCUAUUUCCUCAAUAAGAAGGGCAAGCUGCCCUGCGGCAAGAAGGACAAGAAAGAAGUUGGAUCUAGCGAUGUGAAUAACGACAUUGUGGUUGAAAUGAAGUCCAGUGAGAAGCCUAAUGAGGAAGCAGGACUCCUGAACAAACCUCCACCAGAACAGUGAUAAACAGAAGAGAAGACGAAGAAGAAGAAAACGCA
This is a messenger RNA of Chanos chanos (milkfish), 2028 nucleotides long. It is a transcript of the gene bcam, whose product is annotated as basal cell adhesion molecule (Lutheran blood group). Lineage: Eukaryota; Metazoa; Chordata; Actinopteri; Gonorynchiformes; Chanidae. Gene Ontology annotation, molecular function: laminin receptor activity. The transcript has 17 exons. Bases 128 to 1993 code for a protein of 621 amino acids. Gene Ontology annotation, cellular component: plasma membrane. The record is from RefSeq and is a predicted model, not a curated record.